AUGUUUUCCGGAGGGGCUCAAUCCUCCCUUCUCAUCUGGGCCUCCACGGAAGCCUGGAUCGUUAUCGUGGUCGGCUGCGUACCGCCCAUCCGUCCACUUAUGGAAAGAGUCCUUCAACGUCUUGGUCUCACUAAGAAAACAUCAAAUCCAUACAAUCUCCGUGGAUCAAGUGGACAUGCGGUAUAUGCAUACGGAGAAGGCAACAGAUUUCAAGAAGAGGAAGAAGAUAUGCGAUGGAUAGAGCUUACGAGGACCAGGGGACCGAACGAAAGCAACGAGCAAAUUGUGGGCUCCAAAGAUGUGGUCAUUACCACGAAUAUUGUGACUCGGGUUGAGGAUGUGGACACUCACGGAGGUCCAUCGUCUACCAAUAGAACAAUAUCUGGAUAG
Molecule: messenger RNA, 390 nt
Organism: Penicillium antarcticum
Lineage: Eukaryota; Fungi; Ascomycota; Eurotiomycetes; Eurotiales; Aspergillaceae
Exons: 3
Coding region: 1-390 (129 amino acids)
Source: RefSeq, a predicted model, not a curated record